This is a messenger RNA of Larimichthys crocea (large yellow croaker), 3197 nucleotides long. RefSeq names its product tubulin tyrosine ligase-like family, member 3 (gene ttll3). Gene Ontology annotation, biological process: cilium assembly; protein polyglycylation; cilium movement. The transcript has 13 exons. The record is from RefSeq and is a predicted model, not a curated record. Gene Ontology annotation, cellular component: microtubule cytoskeleton; axoneme. Gene Ontology annotation, molecular function: protein-glycine ligase activity, initiating. NCBI's taxonomy places the organism in Eukaryota, Metazoa, Chordata, Actinopteri, Sciaenidae. The coding region runs from base 385 to 2883 and encodes 832 amino acids.
GAGUUCAGACUGCAAUAAGAUACGACAUCUUUGUUUGUUUGAAUGCUCCUUGUGCCUGUCGCCAACACGUGUAAAGCCACACGGCAACCGAUAGCGCCCGAUAAGUGAUCCACUUUCCUUCAACGCAUGGCUAAAGGUGGUAGAUUUUUUUUUUUUUUGCAUGGCAUCCUGUUUCUCCUGGGUACGGUUGUUAUGGCGACUAUAAACAUGCUGUGGGAGCAUGCACGUCGUCAUGGGAACGGUCUUGCGGGAGCAUGAAGGAAGCAGGGCUGAGAGAGUCCAUGGGCAGAGUGGUGGUCGGGUCACCGGGGAGGUGACAACUUUAGGGAAGUGAACACUGAACUGUAUGUUGAUCAACUGAAGAGAACGCUGUAUAAAAAUAGCAUGCAACACAUGCCGGUGUUACAACCAACAGUGGCUCCAGUGGAGGGCAGGUUGCGUCGGAGUGUACCAAGCCUGCCGGCGAUCAAGCCAGACAGACUGAAAACAGCUAAAGCACUGGUGGAAAAAGCAGUGAAGUUGAGGAAAGUGUUUUCAGUCCAGGGACCCUAUCCUGUGAUCCGUGCUGCCUUAUGGGCCAGAGGGUGGGUGGAACGACGUUUGCCCCAUCCUGCCCAGAGAGCACCUCAUUGCCAUGGAGAUGAGGAGGAGGAUGGUGAUGAUGUUGAUGUCAUUGCUGAGAGAGUGGAUGAAGGCGAGAAAGAGGAGAACCUUGAUGACAUGUAUGACCUCAUGUCUCGCCUGGUUCGAAACGAAACGACACAUUUCUACUGGACAACACGUCGGGAUGACAUAGACUGUCGCACCUUACGGCAUGAUCAAAUGACCAAUCACUAUGCAAACGCUGGGACGUUUACUACCAAGGUGGGGCUCUGUGUGAAUCUACGUAACCUUCAGUGGUUUGAUACAGCAGAUCCUGACACAUUCUUCCCAAGAUGCUACAGGCUUGGGGCAGAGGAUGAAAAGCGUGCAUUUAUAGAGGACUUCAGGAGGACAGCAUGCACCAGCCUGCUGCAGCAUGUGGUAGAGACAAGUAGAUCAGGGAGAGAUGGAUCAGAGGACAAAGAUCAAAAAGCCCCAAACGGUGUCCCUGAUGAGUCGAAUAAUGCGGAGCGUCGAUGUGUCGGUCCAGGAAUGAUCGACAUGGCUUUGCACACGUGUGAAGAGUUUCUCAAUGUCUUAGAGCAUGGCGACAUUGAUGUAACCGCAGAAACACACCCCUCAGUGGAGGAACAGCAGUGGGCAGAGUUUCUGCAAGACUACUACAUGGUUGUGCAUGAAGGCGCAUCGAUCACGUGUAGCAGUGUGUUUGUGGAGCGCUGCCAGGCCAUGUUAAUCAGACUGCAAGAGGUUUGCCCUCAACUGGACACAGACGGUCUGAAUAACAUCUGGAUCAUCAAACCAGGUGCCAUGUCAAGAGGACGAGGUAUUAUGUGUAUGGAUCGCUUGGAUGAGAUUUUGGCACUCGUGGACAGUGACAGAGCCUUGACCAAGGAGAGCAAGUGGGUGGUUCAGAAAUACCUGGAACGUCCUCUGUUGGUCCAUGGCACCAAGUUUGACCUCCGUCAGUGGUUCCUUGUCACCGACUGGAACCCUCUGACUGUCUGGUUCUACAGAGAGUGCUACCUGCGGUUCUCCACCCAGCCCUACUCAACAAAAACUCUGGACAGUUCAGUCCACCUGUGCAACAACUCCAUCCAGAAACACUUCCAGCCAUCCCAUGAUCGCCAUCCAGGAGUGCCUGAGGACAAUAUGUGGUCCUGCUCUCAGUUUAGGUCUUUUCUGCAGCAACAGGGCCGUGGGGCAGAGUGGGAGUCAGUGGUGGUCCCAGGUAUGCAGCAAGCGGUGGUCCGUGCCCUGCAGACAGCUCAGGAUCUGAUUGAACCCCGCAAGUCAAGCUUUGAGCUCUAUGGAGCUGACUUUAUGUUGGGCAGAGAUCUGAGGCCUUGGCUCCUGGAGAUCAAUGCCAGUCCGACUAUGGCCUGUUCCACCACUGUGACUGCUCGCCUCUGCCCUGCUGUGCAGCUGGACACACUGAGGGUUGUGCUUGACCGACGGACUGAUCCUAGUGCUUACACAGGAGGCUUCCAGCUAAUAUAUAAACAGGCCGCAGUGGAAGUUCCUCAGUAUGUGGGAGUGAACCUGAUGGUGGAAGGGGCUCCCAUAAGGCGAUCCAGACCUCCACUAAAUAGACAAAAUAUUAUUUCUAACCAACCUCUCACCAUCCAGUGCCCUUCAGGGAAGUCAUCAUCAGAAGAGGUUGAAACCGCACAUCAUAAAGCAGCGGGUCGGAAAUCCUCUGCACUCUCCACUUUUCAGUUGCCUCGUUCAGGCAAGGAGAACCGAGCUGAUGGGGAGAAAAAGAGGCAGCUGAUAUCAGCAUCUCCUAAGAGGGAAUGCGAGGGGAGAACAGAAGUUCAGAAUACGUCCUGUGUUCGCAGGUCCGGUCGCAGUCUGGUAUCUGAACAGCCUCUGGUGCUACACACUGAACCUCAGAGGAAAGCACGACGAUUGGGUUUGAGCCUUGGUGCCAAUGGGGCAAUUCUGGUCCCAAGGAGCCUUUCCUUUUCUCUCAGCCCACCUCAGAACAUUUCAGAGUGUAAAUCUCAGCCCAUCCCAGGUCAUGGAUCAAACAUCUCCAGAUCCUUCUUUCCCCAGACAGUUUUUGAGCCCCAACACAGGACUUCUACCCGGGUCUUUCCUUCACUCCGAGGUCCCCUCCCUACCCUGCAGGUCUUGAGCUUGCGACCAAACAUUGUAGCUGGAACCACUGCCUCUCGCAAUACAAACGUGUCUUCUCAUCCCAGUGUCCACAGGCAUCAGAUGAUCCUCUGCUCUCGAAGGCAAAGAGUGGCCAAAGGAGAGUGCUCAGGAGAACCUUAACGCUAUAGUGGUGUUGAGCAUUAAGAAGAUGGAAAGCGAACAGUAGUUAGAGGUUUUGUCAGCAACUACAUUGUUAUUAAUUUAGAUUUUGAUGAGUUGAUGCCUCAUGAACAACGUAUUUGUUUUAUAUGUGUUUAGAAACUCAAGACAAUCAUGGUCAAAUCAUUCACAUUUAAAUAUGUAACAUCAAAGUGAAUAUGAGUCAUUUUAACUUCUUGUAUUAGUAGUAAAUUGUUACACUUUAUAUAUAUUCCAGUGGCAUUUUUUUUUACUGGAAUAUAUAUAAAUGUUUUAAGAUUAAAUUAUGAAUGUAA